AUGGACUCCUCUUGCGACGGCAGCAGCGGAGACGACAGCGAGGUCGGUCGACACGAGGCAGCAGCGGAUUCUAGUUGUGAGGAGGACGAAGAAGCGGUGGUGACGCUCUCCGUGAAAGAGCUUGAGUUGUGGAGGCAAAUAGUUAUUUUGCAGGUUGAAGGCCAUUUUACGAGUAGGUUGGACGAACAAUUGAAGAGGAUUGCAGAAUUUGGACGUGUGCAUGGGACCGUAGUGCGAGAAGCCACGCAGUACGUACACAACAUGGAGGUGCAGUUGAAGCAACAGCUCGAAGCAGACUGUGCGGGGGUGCGUGCACAGGCCGAGGAGUUCGAGGCGAAAGCGAGGGCGGAUAACAAAGCGCUCAAGCGCCGGGUAAAGGAGUUGGAGGUGCAGGCCAAUGAGCUGAAAGCGAAGAAGGCGCAGAAAAACUAG
Molecule: messenger RNA, 432 nt
Organism: Phytophthora sojae
Lineage: Eukaryota; Oomycota; Peronosporomycetes; Peronosporales; Peronosporaceae
Exons: 2
Coding region: 1-432 (143 amino acids)
Source: RefSeq, a predicted model, not a curated record